Penicillium chermesinum is the source of this 1428-nucleotide messenger RNA. Its product is annotated as DUF1479 domain-containing protein. The transcript has 2 exons. Lineage: Eukaryota; Fungi; Ascomycota; Eurotiomycetes; Eurotiales; Aspergillaceae. The coding region runs from base 1 to 1428 and encodes 475 amino acids. The record is from RefSeq and is a predicted model, not a curated record.
AUGUCGAUAUCAAGGCUUCUUUCGAAAUCUUCAAUCCGUGCUGCGUCAACCUUAGCCCAGACGACCAAAGCAGCGGGAGACAUUUCGUCUGUCUUCCCGAGUCUACGACCAGACUACAAGCCAGAGCCUCUUCCAUCGCGAUUCCGCGACCUCAAACUGAAAUACUUCAGAGGGAAUGAAGAGGUGAUCACGAAAAGCUGGGAGAGGCUCUUACCUAGUCUGCAGGAGGAAGUGGACAAGAUCAAGUCCAAAGGCAGCGAUAUAAUUCCUUCCAUAAAUUACUCUGAUGUGUUAGCCGGAAACGUUCCUGACUCUACCAUCAAAGAGAUCCACCAUCGAGGGAGUGUGGUGAUUCGAAACGUGUUGCCUCGGGACACAGCUUUGGGUUACAAGCAGCGUAUUCGAGAAUACAUUGCCGCUAACAAGGAGCACGUCAAGGCCUUCCCACCCGACUCCCCUGCGGUGUAUGAGCUCUAUUGGAGCCCGUCCCAAGCAGAAGCCCGUGCGCACAGCAAUGUUCUCGAUGCGCAACGUUUCCUGCAGCGCUUAUGGCAUUCGUCCGACCCGAACGCGCAAGUGUCCACGCAAAAUCCGCUCACAUAUGCCGAUCGACUGCGAAUCAGGAAUCCCGGCGAUGCCAAAUUCACUCUCGGCCCGCAUGUGGAUGGCGGGUCGCUUGAGCGAUGGGAAGACCCGGAGUACGCAAGUGUUUAUACCAAGAUCUUGCAAGGCCAGUGGGAGCAGUACGACCCUUGGGAUGUGACGCAUCGCCUCGGAGCUAAGAUGGACCUGUACAACGGAGCCGGUGCAUGCUCCAUGCUGCGGUUCUUUCAGGGUUGGCUCUCCAUGUCGGAUACUGCUCCCGGGGAAGGGUCGCUUCACGUGUGCCCCAUGGUCGUGCACAGCACUGCAUACACCAUCCUCCGUCCAUUCUUUGAGGUCGAAACUGGCAAGCCUAAUCUCGAUGCCACCUUCCCGGGUUCCGUUCCCGGUGCGUGCCAGGAGUACAACCCCGUGACACAUCCCCACCUGGAGCUGGAGGACACAAUGGUUUCGGUGCCACAGGUGGAGCCCGGCGAUUUUGUUGCAUGGCACUGCGACUCAUUGCACUCGGUCGACAGGGAACACCGUGGUGCCGGAGAUUCGAGUGUCCUCUACAUCCCCGCUACACCGCUGUGCGAGAUGAAUGUUGAUUAUCUCCUCAAGCAGCGCAAGGCAGCACUUGACUAUUCCCCGCCUUGGGAUUUCCCCGGUGCCGGUGGCCCUGGAGAAAAGGGCUUCCACGGUGCCCUUGACUGGAGUUCGCUAAAUGUUGAAGGACAGCGGGCAAUGGGACUGGGCAGCCAACCCUGGGAAAUCAACGAGGCCAUGACAGAAGGCGAAAAGAAGGCUGUUCGGUCAGCUAAUAAGGUUUGCUUUGGAGUCUAA